UUACAGGAGUGAAGUUACAAUGUGUCAGCUGAAGAAGGGUGAGCAUGAAGACAAGCUGCAGGCUGAGUAAACUCUGUCAAGACCUUCCCAGCUGUUCUUCCUGCUACACCCAAUGAAAUCCCCUUGAUGCAGAUAUCCAGAAUGGCUGUAUUCAAACAGCAGAAAGUAGAAGAUGUUUAUAUCAUCACAGAUGAGUUGGGAAGUGGACAAUUUGCAAUUGUAAAAUGCUGCCAAGAGAAGAAGACAAGUGUGAAUUAUGCUGCCAAGUUCAUUAAGAAGCGGCAGAGUCGAGCUAGCCGUAGAGGGGUUACGCGAGAAGAGAUUGAACGGGAAGUUAACAUCCUGCGAGAAAUAAAGCACCCCAACAUUGUCACUCUGCAUGAUGUGUACGAGAACAAGACAGAUGUGGUCCUAGUUUUAGAGCUUGUUUCGGGAGGAGAGCUCUUUGAUUUCUUGGCUCAAAAAGAGUCCUUAAGUGAGGAAGAGGCUACAAGGUUUAUUAAACAGAUCCUGGAAGGAGUUAAUUAUCUACACACACGCAAGAUCGCUCACUUUGACCUAAAGCCAGAGAAUAUUAUGCUGUUAGAUAAAACAAUUCCUGUACCCCACAUAAAGCUCAUUGACUUUGGCUUGGCCCAUAAAAUAGAAGAUGGAGUGGAAUUCAAGAAUAUUUUUGGUACACCUGAGUUUGUAGCCCCUGAGAUAGUGAAUUACGAGCCACUUGGACUGGCUGCAGAUAUGUGGAGCAUUGGAGUGAUCACCUACAUACUGUUAAGUGGGGCGUCCCCCUUCCUGGGAGAGAACAAGCAGGAAACACUCUCCAACAUUACUGCUGUCAACUACGAGUUUGAUGAGGAAUUCUUCAGCCACACGAGUGAACUGGCCAAAGAUUUUAUUAGGAAACUCCUGGUGAAGGACACGAGAAAGCGCCUCACCAUCCAGGAGGCCUUAAACCACCCAUGGAUUACGACUCUCCAGUCCAAAGAGGAGACCAAAAUCCAUGACACUAAAAGGACAGCAAUGCGGAAGCUUAAGGCCAAGCGGCUGAGGGAAUAUACCAUGAAAUCUCACUCUAGCAUGCCUCCCAACAACACCUAUGUCAACUUUGAACGCUUUGCCAAGGUUGUGGAAGACAUAUCGGCCGCAGAAAAGAGGUUUAGCACUUUGGCAGUGAAUUAUGACUCUUUGCAGGAAGAUACAGAGGCCCUUAUCUCCAUAUACAAUGAGAAAGAAACCUGGUACAAGGAGGAAAAUGAGAACGUCAGACAUGAACUGUCCCAGCUCCGCUAUGAGUGCCGUAAAGUUGAGUCCAUGAAGAAAAAUUUUCAACAGGACAUGUACUUGGUGGAAACCAACGUUGGAAAUCUCUCCGGAAGGUACUCUGAGCUGCAAUGCCGGUAUGAUAGUCUGAGCAAGGAAGUGGCAGAAGACCUCAAGUGGAUCCAAGAUUUAGUGCAUGGGUUUCAAGGGGAGGACACACGAUACUCUUGUGGAAACUUUGCUUCUGUGUUGAAUAGGGACUUGACUGAAUCAUUUAUGGCUCUACUAAAUGGAUCAUGCAGUGAAGACCUCUUGGAAGGGUUGAACCUCAGAAUCACAGACUCAAGAGUCUAGCAGAGCACAUGUGAGAUGUUCUCCAUGAAGAGGCAUCAGC
Spea bombifrons (plains spadefoot toad) is the source of this 1654-nucleotide messenger RNA. It is a transcript of the gene DAPK2, whose product is annotated as death associated protein kinase 2. The transcript has 10 exons. The record is from RefSeq and is a predicted model, not a curated record. Lineage: Eukaryota; Metazoa; Chordata; Amphibia; Anura; Pelobatidae. Gene Ontology annotation, cellular component: cytoplasm; nucleus. Gene Ontology annotation, biological process: intracellular signal transduction; protein phosphorylation; positive regulation of apoptotic process. Bases 127 to 1614 code for a protein of 495 amino acids. Gene Ontology annotation, molecular function: ATP binding; protein serine/threonine kinase activity.